CGACGCGCGCUUCAGCGGCCGCAGUGGUCGAAAAACGUGGUCAGGAGGACAGUGGAGGACAGCAGACGUGCCGUGCGUUACUACUUCGAAGCCUUGGCAGCGUAGAGCCACGGCUCGGCACUUUCCCGGCAUUUCCCUUCAGCCCUGGCCUAAUCUGCCGCGGCGCGGAGGGAUCCCCCGAGAGCAGCAGACGGGAACAGGAGCCGGCGCGCGACGCUUUCGACGCGUUGGCAGCGUUUGGUAAACCGCUACGCCUAUUUUCCCGACGCGCCGUGAUCGGACGUGGUGCACUAUUUCUCGACGCUGUGAGUGGCGCGCACUGCACAUAGAAAAAUGAAGCGCUCGCCGCGGCGCGAGCGCGGCUCCAACAUCGAGCCCAUCGAGCUGCUGCUAGACCGGCCGCGCCCGGCGCCGGUGGAGCGGCGCUGCUGCUGCACGCCGCGGAGCCUCGCGAACGCCGUCCGCUGCUUCCACUGUUUGGCGAGGCGCGGCAUGCAGCAGUUCCGGCGAACGCGCUCGGCGCCGCCGACGCCGCGGGAUGAAGAGGGUGGAGUCAUUUCCCCGCUAAUCCUCGCGAGCCCGCCGCGGCGCAAGCGGCGGAGCCCCUCCGAGGCGCGGACUGUGUCGACGUGCGCCACGCCGGCGAACACGCCGUACGGCGCCCCGGCGCCCGCGGGCGCCUUUCCGUCGCCGCCGCGGCCGACGGGUGCCAAGAUCUCGCCAUCCGUGCAACCGGGCUCUGUCGCUGCGCGACUCAAGGCGAUGCAGUCUGCGAAGCCGGCGCCGCCACCCCCGCGCCCGCCAAGCGCCGCCGCAGAACGUUUGCGAGCGCGUCGAGCGGCGCCGGCGUGCGGGCGGUGCGGUCUGGACGUGCAUGUCGCAGAUAGGGUCGUCCACCGAGACACCGCCUACCACGCCCAGUGCCUCCGCUGCGGCGCCUGCCGCCGGUCCGUUGUGGAUCUCGCCUGGGGAACUCUCGACGGCGACGACGUCCUCCUCUGCGACGAUCGUGCCAGAUCGUGCCUCGUAAAAGCCAGGACAGCGAGCCUCGCGCACGCGAAGGCCGACAAGGACGAAAGACCGAGCGCCACGGACGUCGCGGGCAUGCGCGAGGCGCGAUUGCGAGCCGUGGAGCUCGUGGGCGACGAGCUCGAGCAGCUCGCGCUGACGGGCAUUGCGCCGACGUGCGCGCUGUGCGGCGGCCGCUUCGCGCCUUCCGAUCGGAUUGUCAUGCAGGGCAUGGUCAAGAUGCACGAGGCCUGCAUGACCGGCUCGAAACCGGCGCAAUGUAACGGCCCGCGGCUGCCGCCCGCGCGGGCGCUCAAGGACGCGCUGGCCACGCUGGUGAUCAAGGUCUCGCUCGGCAAGGGCGUCGCGACGUUCUACGUCGCGCGCGUCGAGCAGGAUGACGAGACCUGCGUCGCCUACAGGCCGGAUCCCGCCGCGCGGGCGCCGCCGAAGCGCCGCGUCGACAUCGAUGCCCUCGCCGGCGCGACGGUGCGGGCCCUGUCGCUGCAGGGGGCGGAGGUCGCCCCUGCUACGACGCUGGACGGAGAGAUUGCGCCGUUCCGCUGGACGGCCCAGGGCCUCGACUGGCACUUCGACGUGCGCUUCGCCAUCGAUUCGACCAAAAGCGUCGUCGCGGUGGACGGCGCCACACUCACCGUCACAAUCAAUUGAACGACCCCCCACGACCAACCCCCUUAUCUAUGACCACGAUGUGAACUAACAAACAAUUCUGCUG
Pelagomonas calceolata is the source of this 1744-nucleotide messenger RNA. Lineage: Eukaryota; Pelagophyceae; Pelagomonadales; Pelagomonadaceae. The record is from the annotation of a GenBank genome assembly.